AUGAACAUCACUGCGGCCGACAAAGAACUGCUAGUCGGAACCAUCAUGUUACGGAGGCCGGAGGAGCAACACUGUGGUUGUCAUGGUUGGUGUUCACAGUUUAUGAAGCAUAAACUUCUCUCCUCUCUGUUCUGUUUGCUGCUACGUCAGCACCACCGCUCCCUAGCAGCUGAAGAUUUGUUGUCGCCGUCUCUUUCCAUCACCGUGUGCCACCAGGUGGGUGGCUACACCUGUCUUGGAUUGUAUCUUGGCCGGUCAUCCGAAGAAAGACCCCACUGCCAUAACCGUGAGGUGGUGGCUGCUGCUCUCCACCACCGUCUGUGGCCACAAGACCCAGAAGCAUGUGUUGAUGAUUGGGAUGUGGAUAUAAGGGAACGUAACAAUGAUGUGGAUGGGGUUGAGUGGUUUGGACAAGCACCACAAACACAAGCAAAUUUAAACCAACAUGGUGAUGAUUUGGAGUGGAACUUGAAGAAGAAGGAAGUCAUAAGGAAGCAAAGGAACAAAGAGCAAGCUUGGAUCAAACGUCCUCUUCGGAAAUCUGAGCUAUUGGAGGUAUAUUCUUUUUGUUUCAAGUAUGAGCUCAUUUUUAAAGAUUUUGUCACUUUUAUUUGGAUUCUUUGGGAGUUGAAGAACUCUAGAGAUUAUGGAUGGCCUCAGAAGGUCUUUAUCUUAUGA
Messenger RNA from Lactuca saligna, 678 nucleotides. Lineage: Eukaryota; Viridiplantae; Streptophyta; Magnoliopsida; Asterales; Asteraceae. The record is from the annotation of a GenBank genome assembly.